UCGCCAGUGUCCUGCAGGAAGCCAGGAAAGAAACAUGGACGUCGUCAGUCUGGUUUUGUGGCUGGUGACUGUCCUUGGAAGGAAUUCAGCAGCGUCAGCGUCGCGUCCUGGAUAUGUGCUCACGUAUAAGCAACACGAGCGCUGCGAUGCCUCAAGGCAGCCAUCUUGCGCCAACAGUUCCUCUCUCAAUUACUGCUUGGAAGACGACGAUUACCCGCUGUACGAAAUCAAGGCUUACAUCCACGCCGACGCCAUCUUCCGGAAGAAGUACUCCGACGUCCGGAGUCAGUCGGCCGAAGACCUGGUCGAGAACGUCAGCCGCAGCCAAGAGAGGGACUUCUCCUACCCCUACACCGGAGCAUCGACACUGCAGGACUCCCCUUACGACGUGAGCCACUGGGCCGGUCCCGAGGGCUACGCGUGCCCUUCGGACGUCGUUUACGCCGCGCUCAAGCGCGCACAGAACGGCGAGGGAAGGUGGAGGGUAGUUGUCAGCGACGCGCCCUAUUAUUCCCAGACGGUUCGUCUGGAGACGUGCUCGUUCCCGAGCGCCGCCUGCCGUACCUUGGCGCCUUGCUACAAGAGCGCCUGCGCGCAGAAGUACGUCUACCAUCGGCUGCUUUCUUGGGAUCCCUGCGAUCCUUACAGGGGCCUGUUCGUCGACACCUACAAGCUGCCUUCUGCUUGCUCGUGUCACGUGCCUGCUAAAUGAUCUGUGCUCUGUCUACCUCGUCAAGAAAUGGAGUAUUGUGACAUUCAGAUCAAAAUAUGCCUUUGGACUUUUUACAGUAUUGUUUUGCAGAGUCAACCCUUUUUCAUGAUAUGGUUAUAAAAAGAAAAUCUACGCUUUAUAUAUGAAUAGGUUAUGAAAAGAAUUCGU
Macrobrachium nipponense is the source of this 880-nucleotide messenger RNA. Its product is annotated as neurotrophin 1-like. Gene Ontology annotation, biological process: central nervous system formation; innate immune response. Gene Ontology annotation, molecular function: growth factor activity; Toll binding. NCBI's taxonomy places the organism in Eukaryota, Metazoa, Arthropoda, Malacostraca, Decapoda, Palaemonidae. The record is from RefSeq and is a predicted model, not a curated record. Gene Ontology annotation, cellular component: extracellular region.